UUCCAGCGCGUCACCGCGUCGCGUCCAAUCGCGAGCUCCGGAGAAACGCGUCUGCUGCGCUGGAGCCCCGCGGUCAGAGUCAGAGUCAGUCCGCCCGCGACGCGCUGCGGUACGGGAGUCAGCCGGAGCCGAGGACGCCGCCGUCACCCGCAGCAGCUCCUGAUGUCUGAAGAUCUCCUGUAGUUGAUGAUCGCAGCGGCCGUCCAGCCCAGAGCCAUGACCCACACAUCCUGCUGUGUUCUGCUGAGCAUCUCGCUCGUGCUCACCUGCUGCUUUUGGUCGGUGUGUGCUGAUGUCCCAGCAGUCUUCGGAGACGAGGCGUCAGGUUACGGGCCGGUGUUCGAGGAGCAGCCCGUCGACACCAUCUACCCCGAAGAGUCUCCAGAGGACAAGAUCAUCAUGAGCUGCAGGACUCGAGCCAACCCAGCGGCCACGUACAGGUGGAGGCUGGACAAAACAGACAUCGUUCUUGGAAAUGAUGAUCAUUACAGUCUGGCGGGAGGAAACCUCGUCAUCAGCUUCCCUGACAAGAGCAAGCAUGCUGGGAACUACUCGUGUCUGGCCAGUAAUGAGUUCGGGACAGUGGUCAGUCAGAAGGCCUCCGUUCAGUUUGGAUACCUGGACAUGUUCUCCACGGACGAGCGGGAGGCGGUCUACGUGAAGGAGGGGCAGGGGGCGGUGCUUCUGUGUGCCCCGCCUCCACACUUCCCAGAGGACCUGUCCUUCCGCUGGAUGCUGAACGAGUUCCCAGAGUUCAUUCCUCUGGACAAGCGGCGCUUCGUGUCUCAGACCACCGGGAACCUCUACAUCUCCACCGUACGAGCGCCGGACAGCGGGAACUACUCCUGCUUCGUCUCCAGUCCGUCCAUCGCCAAGAGCGUCUUCAGCAAGUUCAUCCCGCUGGUGCCCAUCGCCGAGCGUUCUCUGAGGAAAUAUCCCGCUGAUAUCAAAGUCAAGUCUCCAGACACGUACACGCUGGCGGGGCAGAACGUCACGCUGGAGUGCUUCGCGCUGGGAAACCCCAUCCCUCAGAUCCGAUGGAGGAAGGUGGACGGUGAUCUGCCGCUCCAUCGCCACAACAUCGGCAUGUCAGGAAGUCUCCUUCAUCUUUACGACAUCCAGUACGAGGAUGAGGGAUUGUACGAGUGUGAGGCCGACAACUCCAAAGGCAAAGACAGACACAAAGUGCAUCUGUAUGUGGAGGGAGCUCCUGAAUGGGAGGAGAAGAUCAGCAGCUCGGAGAGAGACAUCGGAGGCGAUUACAUCAUGUCCUGUCUGGCCGGCGGGAAACCCAAACCACACGUGCACUUCCUGAAGAACGGGAGAAUGUACGCUAAGAACCACGAGUUGCGUUUUGCAGACCUGACGUUUGAAGAUUCAGGGAUGUAUCAGUGCAUCGCUGAGAACCGUCACGGCACGAUAUACGCCAACGCCGAGCUCAGGGUGUUCGCCGGCGCUCCUUCGUUUGAGUGGAACCCAGUGAAACCCAAACUUCUGGGGGCUAAAAACGGGCACGUGGUGAUUGACUGCAAACCCCGAGCAGCGCCGCGGCCGAGCAUCUCCUGGAGCAAAGGAACCGAGCUCCUGCACAACUCCAGCAGGAUCUUCAUUUGGCAGGACGGGAGUUUAGAGCUUUUGAACGUCACCAAAUCAGACGAAGGCAAAUACACAUGUUUUGCAGAAAACGACCGAGGCCGAGCGAACAGCACCGGAUCUCUGUCAGUCACCGACGCCACAAAGAUCACUCUGGCCCCGUCCAACGCUGACGUCAGUGUGGGUGAGAGCGCUAGGAUGGAGUGUGCCGCGUCACAUGACCCCACCCUCGACCUCACCUUCAUCUGGUCCCUCGAUGCAAAAGUCAUCGACUUCGACCGAGACCGAGAGCAUUACGAGCGCAAAAUGGAUGUGAAUCAGGACGGUCAGGCCGGGACGUCCAGCUCAGAGCUGUUGAUCAGUAACACACAGCUGAGACACGCUGGACGUUACCGCUGUACAGCACAGACCCCGGUGGACAACAUCACGGCCUCGGCGGAGCUGGUGGUCAGAGGUCCCCCGGGUCCUCCGGGAGGUGUGCGUGUGGACGAGGUUCUGACCAGCAGCGUGAGAGUGACCUGGAGUCACGGGACAGAUAACCUGAGUCCCAUCUCCAGAUACAACGUCCAGUACAGAGACGUGAAAGCGCAGCAGGAAUGGAGAGAUGCCUCCACCGCUCCAGUGAAUGUGGAGGGAAAUGCAGAAAUGGCCACCGUGAUCAAUCUGACCCCCUGGACGGAGUACGAGUUCAGGGUCAUUGCCACCAACACGCUGGGCACCGGACCCCCGAGUGACCCCUCGCCCAAAAUCACCACCAAAGAAGCCAGGCCUGUUGUGGCUCCGUCAGACGUCGGUGGAGGAGGAGGAAGCAGUCGUGAGCUCACCAUCACUUGGACGCCGGUCCAGCAGCAGUACUACUACGGCAGUAAUUUUGGCUACAUCAUCGCGUUCAAGCCUCACAACGACCCUGAGUGGAUGAGGGUGACGGUGACCGAUCCUCAGGCCCAAAAGUAUGUGCACAAAGACGCAAAAAUCCUCCCGUCCACCAAGUUUGAGGUGAAGAUGAAGGCCUUCAACAGUCAAGGCGAAGGGCCGUUUAGCAUCAGCGCCUUCAUCUACUCUGCUCAGGACGUUCCUGCAGAAGCUCCCACCAUCAUCGAGACGAGGACACUGUCUGCCACAGAAGCCGUCUUGUCCUGGGUGCCUGUUCAGAUGCAAACGGUUGAAGGAUACCAGGUCCGGUACUGGAGGGAAUCUGUGGAGAACGAGGCGUCUGUGCAGCAUGUUGUGGUUGUCAGUCGAGAAAACUACACGCGUCUGGAAAACAUGAAGCCCAACUCACAUUACCUCAUCGAGGUGCGGGCGUAUAACGGCGCUGGGUACGGACCGGCCAGUCAGCGCCACAAAAUACACACCAAGAAAUCACCUCCUAGUCGGCCUCCCAAAAUCAUCAGCACAAAGAUGAACAACCGCGGCAUCUGCAUCACCUGGGAGCAGGUGGAGCCGCUGGCCAACGAGUCGACGGUGGAGGGAUAUAAGGUCCUGUACAGGCCGGAGGGGCAGCCCAAUGGUAUGCUUUACACCACGAUUAAGCAUUCAAUCGAACUGCCCAUAAAGAAGGGCGAUUACCUGGUGGAGGUGCGCGCUCACAGCGAGGGAGGAGACGGAGCCGUCGCACAAGUGCGCGUCGCAGGUGCAGCUGUCCUGCUGUCUCCGUCUCUCGGCUUCUUCUCUCUUCUCCUCACGGUUCUGUUGAGUUUGAUUCUCUGAAUGUAGUUUCAUCCUGAUUCAACGAAGCUGAACUCUCACAGGAUGAAACCCCCAAUAUUCAGAGUCCACGCGGCUCUGGAGAACAAAAGACUGGAGAUUCAGGACAGAGCGUGUGUUUAAUGUCUGAACGGAUCAAUAUGCCUUACAACAUCUCACACUCUGAUCUCUUACUGAGCACCGAUUGGUCCAGACGGAGCGGGAACAGGAAGCGCUGCUGUGAGACUUCCUGUGUGUUUUGGUGACAGAUCAGCGUCUCACGUUUGUCUUUAUGUCAUUGUCAGAUCAGUGGCUUUCUCUUAUUUCUGUGGACAGAUACAGUCAAAGCAAACCAACAAUUCACAUUCAGCUCCAUUCAGCGUUCAUUCACUUUUAGAGGAUUAUUAUAUAUGCAAUAAUUUAUAAGAUCUCCGUCUAUUCAACACUUUAUCUGUUUUUAUAUUAGCAUAUCUGUGAUAGAUUUUAUUUUAUUAUUAUUUUUUUAUUAGAGUAUCAUUUUAAUAUCUGUAUCGUGUUCAUGUCAGCGACUGAAUGAAGCGGAUGUUUGAGUUUGUGUUCAUUUGCAAGAUUCAUUCUCAGAAAUGUUAUGAAAUAUGAUGAGAUGAUGCAUUUGUGUUUUAGAGUGAACACCAGUGCUGGGUUAUAACUGAUUACAUGCAAUCAGAUUCCAAACACUUAGUACAUUUUAAAAUGCUUGUAAUCAGAUUACACUUACUUUUUUAUGUAUUGCAUUAUUACGAAUUAUUCAUAUUCGGUUAUUUAUAAUUUAGUUAUUCUCAUAUGUAUUACUAAACACUGCCGAUAUAUAACUGACAGUUAUUUCAAACCUGGUAGACUUUGUCCAUGUCGAUGCUUUUUCAUGUUUAUUAGUGUUUAUCCCAUCAGAAUAUUUACUUGAAGCCCCAAUGUCGGUUAAUGACGUGUAUUCUAAAAGUAACUUAAACGUAGUCUGAAGAAGUAAUCUAGGUUACAGUUUGUAAUCAGGACCAGACUAGAGUUGGUAAGCCAGCACUGGUGAACACAGAUUCAAUAAGAUGCAUCAGAUUCAGUUAGAUGGUGAAGGUUCGACAAACAUCCGUUACGUUCGUUAAUAACCACAUAACAAUAGCUCUGAUUCUUGAGCACAGCGCGCUUUUGUUUUGACUGUAUCAUUCAGAUCGGUGUCAAAUGCAGGUGAUUUGUGACGAAUGUCAUUUAACGUUUUAUUUUCAUAAUAAUAUUUGUUACAGUUGCUAACUUUAAACGAUGAUCGAACAUUUCUGUCUGUUUAUAUUCAUCUAUUGGUGCAAAAAUCAUUUGUGAGAGUUUCAUACUGGAGUGUUUGCUCAGAUAUAUAUGAUUUAUAUUCUGUCAACUCAUGCAUCUGUAUUUCACGUGCUCCUUUAUAGACAGAUAAUGUGGUCUGCCAUCCAUCCGACGAUCUGUAGAAGUUAUUGAUCGGGAUUUGAAGGAUCAGAUUGUUUGUAAUGAAGCGAAGCAGUGAAUUGAUGUGUCAAGCUGAAGUUUUUCCUCAUUUUAACCACCACUAAGUGCUUUUGCUCCUGAUGUUUGUCUGCGUGAGAGAGUUUUGCCAAAUGCAUGGAUGCCUUGAGCUUUAGCGGCCUGCAGUUAUUCAGAGGCCAGAUGCAUGAUGGGAUUGAAUGGACUAAUCGUCAUACUCGCUGGUUCGGUUCAACAACAGGUCAGACUCUUUAACUAGACUAACCUGUCAGUUAUUACCUGCUUCAUUCAACUCAGUCUUCAAUUAAACUUUAUAGAGACCAAACAAA
Puntigrus tetrazona (Sumatra barb) is the source of this 5069-nucleotide messenger RNA. It is a transcript of the gene cntn1a, whose product is annotated as contactin 1a. Lineage: Eukaryota; Metazoa; Chordata; Actinopteri; Cypriniformes; Cyprinidae. Gene Ontology annotation, molecular function: cell-cell adhesion mediator activity. The record is from RefSeq and is a predicted model, not a curated record. The coding region runs from base 187 to 3303 and encodes 1038 amino acids. Gene Ontology annotation, biological process: brain development; cell-cell adhesion. The transcript is spliced from 24 exons.